This is a messenger RNA of Cloeon dipterum, 4320 nucleotides long. Its product is annotated as tonsoku-like protein. The record is from RefSeq and is a predicted model, not a curated record. Gene Ontology annotation, molecular function: protein binding. Gene Ontology annotation, cellular component: nuclear replication fork. Lineage: Eukaryota; Metazoa; Arthropoda; Insecta; Ephemeroptera; Baetidae. The transcript is spliced from 22 exons. The coding region runs from base 178 to 4305 and encodes 1375 amino acids. Gene Ontology annotation, biological process: double-strand break repair via homologous recombination; replication fork processing.
CGCUGACUAAAACACGGACGCUAGUAGAGCGAGCAGUGUGUUUUUUCUCGAUUUUCUUCGUGUUUGAAGUCUAUCUGCUGAAAUCCUGGUCUGCGAAUGGAAGAAUUACACCUCGAUAUUAGGGAUAAUCGCAUUUAGACGCGUGUCAACGAUCCUGGAACUCAAAACAGAGCCGUAAUGGACCGAUUUGAGAAAAAGCUUCGGAAAAAGUUGGAAAAAGCUCAAAAUGACGGAAACUUUGAAGAAAUCUUUCGCGUCCGAUCGGAGCUGUCAAUUAAAAAGCAAGAAGCUGGCAAUUUUGAUGAUGCAGUUGACGAGCUAAAGGAGCUCUUGGGUGACCUGUCGAAGGACAAGAAUAAACUACGAGUUGCCUUAGCGCAUCGGAUAACUGGAGAAGCCCUCAUCAACACCAACGAUGUCACUCAGGCCCACCAGGCUGAAAAGCACUUUAAAGCCUAUCUAGCUCUAGCUGAAAAGGAAGGGGAUCAGAUCGAAAUGCAACGAGCUGAAGCAUCCAUUGCUCGAUAUUAUUUUUAUGAAAGCCAGUUAACCGACAUAGAGUCUGACAAGAAAAAGUUCCUGCAACUUUCUUACAAAGCAAAUCAAAAGAGCUUGAAAUUGGCAAUCGCCUUGGAAGAAGCUGACAAGAUUUCUCAUAAAGAUGCUGCUGAAAUGAAGUCGAGAAUCUACAUGAACAUUGCUUUGGCGUUUGAAAUAGAAGGAAAAAUUGAUGAAGCUGAGAAAAGUGCUUCUAAGGCGGUCAGUGUCUGUCGUAAGAACAGCUGCUCGUAUUACGACUUGGCUAAAUGUCUGAAAGUGUUUGGCGUUAUCAAGAGUAAAACAAGCCUCGCUGAGGGGAUGAAGUCGAUUAAUGAAGCCUUGAGUCUUGCUGAGGCCAUUUCGGACUCAACUGGAAGAGAUUUGCAGCUGGAAAUUUUAGAGGCGAAGGCUGAGAUGCUGCUUGGGCUUGGAGACUUUGACCAAGCAAAGGCGUGCUUGUGUGCAGCCUACUUGGUUAACUCAAACGAAAGCAAAGAACAAAUCACCAUGCACUUGAAAAAGGUUGUCUUUGUCUUGAACACGCUUGAGGAACUUAAAAAUAUGGAGGAAGAAAACUAUGCAGAGAGAAAGAGACUGUUUGAGCUGCUAGGAGAUUACUCAACUGACUUGAAGGCAUACCCCAAAGCAGUCACUUAUUACAAAAAGAUGCUAGAGUAUUCAGAAAAACUGGACGAAGACGCGAAAAGCAGAAGCGCUGCCUUGGUUUCCAUUGCAAUUAGCUAUGCGGAUAUGAGGGCAUUUGAAAAAGGCAUUGAAUAUUACGAAAGAGAGCGCGAGCUGUGGGCUCACAGCCCAAAAGAGGAGUGCAACAGUAGGAUCAACCUCGCCAAUUUGUGCGAAAGACGCAACGACAACGCCGCCCAACUGGAACAUCUGAAGCACGCGAGAGCCUUGGCCGUGUCUAGCCAGAAUGUGCAGUUGCAAGUGGAUGUCAUCAAACUCCUGCUCAACUACCACAAAAAUUACGGCGACUCGCAGGACCAAGGAAUAAUCGAAGACUUGGAGAAUGAAAUUCUAAAUCUGCGGAGUAAUCUUGGCAGCCAAGAAGAGGACAGUCAGCCCAUGGACAUUGAGGAAGUAGAAACAGUCGAAGCCCACGAGAGCAUUGAUUUGGAUGCGCUUCCUGAGCUUAAACCAAAGGUUUCGAGAGAAAGUCGUACAAGGCGGAGACCAGGGUCAAUGAUGACGAAGAAUGAAAAGGGAGAAACUCCUCUUCAUUUAAAUUGCAUUAAGGGAAACCUGGCCAGAGUGCAAUCGCUCGUGAAAAAUGGACAUCCCGUGACUGUAUACGACAACAGUGGCUGGACCCCGAUCCACGAGGCUGCUCAUCAUGGGCACGCUGAAGUAGUCAAAUUUCUCAUUGAAAACGGGGCAAAUGUCAAUGAGCAGGGAAAAUUUGACGCCAAGGCUGUUGAUGGAUUUACACCAUUGAUUGAUGCCGCUUCCUGGGGGCAGGUUACUGUUAUGGAGCUUCUGUUAGAUAUGGGCGCCAAAGUAGAGCUCAAGACAACGAAGCGAGAAAAUGCUGUGAACAUUUUCGAUGAAUGGUACUCUAGAAAUAAACCUGGACUAACAGAGGACGAAAUUGAGAGAUGUGAGGCUGUGCGGCAAAGAAUGGUUGAAGCUCUCUUGAAAGUUGGAGAGAGUGUAGAGGCGCAGUCGUCUGCAGAGCCAGAGUUUGUAAUAGGGACAGAUGACGAUCAAAACAGGGGAAACACUGCUGGCACUCAACCAGCGCUGGUCAGGAGCAGACUAUCAAGGGAUUCACAAGAUGAUAACGAGCUGCGCACCAUGAAGAGGAGGAAGGAGACCCAGAGAAUUCUUUACUCUGAUGAUGAUUAUGAUGACGAUGAUUCCGCUCGUCCAUCAGCAAGAAGAAGAGGAGGAGCAUCUGAAAGUGAUGAUGAUAGUCCUUUACUUGGCCGCCGAGGAGAAAAAUCGCAUUCAUCUGUGAGCGAGUAUCGAAAUGCUGUAGAAAGUGUGAAAAGGAGAAACGUACCCACACAGCCGAGAGCUCCUCUGAAGUACAAUCAGCAACUUUCUGCUUUAGUGUCUGAGGAAAUUGCCAAUCAAGAGUGGCUCGUGGACGACAUUGGCGCAAGCACUUCAAGGGCUGGUUCAUUCAAGAGAAAGCUCUCGAGUGGAACGAGGUCUGAUUCUCAACAUAAACGCAGCAAAAGGAAAAGUCUGGUGUCGUCCAGUUCAUCUGGUGCAUCCUCUCCAGAAAUAGUCCCCCUAGAGACUGAACAAACGUUUGAACGUGAAUACCAUUACGUGAGUCCUGACUCUGAAUCGUCAAGUGAAGAGGACGUAGGACCUAAAUUCAUUGAAAAACGACUGCCUAGGAUCUCUCCAGCUAAAAAAAGCCCAGCCAAAAGACAGCGAAUCAUUACCAACCCCGAGAAGAUCAAAACUAGCGCAUCGCCAAAGAAACUUUUCCCUGCGGAUGAGAACAUCAGUGUUAGAGCCAAAAUCCAGGGCAAGAUUUUGCUAGUGCCAAUAAGUGGGAGAAAUAUAUCAUUAGGAACCUUGGCGGAAAAAAUCGCUGAACGCUACAUGAAAUUGGAAGGAAUGGAGCCAAAAUUGACUUUGACUACUUCUGAUGGCGCUAUCAUGUCUCCAGAAGACCCCAUCAGUGUUAUAUUGAGGCCAAAUGAAACUGAACUUGAGGUCUGCGCCAUCGUGGAAUCCCUCAUUCUGCCACCUGUGUCCAAGAGAUAUAAGGAAGCGUGCAAAGCAGACAAAAUACGCGAGGAUAGCCACGUCUUGCGUUGUUUGGAAGGAUCUCAGGCCACUAUGGAACUGAUGUUGAAGAAUUUGCCUCUUGGAUCGCAAAUCACACCGAUAUUUAAAUGCAUUUUGAAAGAAACGUCACUGCAAUCCAUCAACUUGUCAGGCUGCGGUAUUGAAGACCCAGGGGUUGAGAUGCUGAGCACAGCUUUGAGCUCCCUUGUGAACCUACAAAGUCUUAAUCUUGCCUGCAACUAUGUCACUUCAAAAGGGAUCAUUGUUUUGGGUGACAGGGUGGAACAGUCAAAUUGUUUGAAGGCCCUGAGAGUGUUGGACUUGAGCUCCAAUAUGCUUGGUGAAGACGGUUUGAAAUCGCUAGCUCAUUUGUUGGAAAAUUUGGAACUCACUUCACUCAACAUCAGCGACUGUGAUUUAGAGCUACCUGAGAGUUACUCUGACAUUCCUUUUCUUGCAUUGGAUUCUAUUGAAGACUUGAACGUUAGCCACAACGGUCUCUCCUGCAAGGGAAUGUCAUUCAUAUUUGGCAGAUUAAACGCUUGGAAUUUGAAGAAAUUGGAUAUCUCUUACAAUGAAGGGGACGAAAAUAGCGGUGAAACCUCAGUUUCUAAAGAAUUGGAGCUGCUGUUCCUCAAAGUGAUUGCUUCAGAGGAGCCUGGAGGGGUCAUCAAAGAGCUCAACAUUUCUGGCUGCGACUUGGAAGACCAAGAUCUGUGGGGCCUCACAAUUUCUGCAAGCGAAAAGGGCAUCGCUAUCGAGCACAUAAAGAUGUCGUGCAACCCAAAACUGACAGACAUGUGCCUGCAACCCCUGAUGAAACACAGGCCGCUCAUCACCAAGAUUACGGCCACUGGCUGCCCAAAUCUGUACGAUCCCUCUGUAGUUCUCGCUGAGCAUAUUAAAAGUCUGAAAGUAAGUUGCCUUGGAGCUGAACCCCAAAUGUACAACGGUACGAUUCUGAAGGGGCCAGGUGGAUAUUUACAAAUUUCUCAAUAAAAUGUUACUUUAUAU